Salvelinus sp. IW2-2015 is the source of this 1431-nucleotide messenger RNA. RefSeq lists its product as uncharacterized. Lineage: Eukaryota; Metazoa; Chordata; Actinopteri; Salmoniformes; Salmonidae. The record is from RefSeq and is a predicted model, not a curated record.
UCUCUGCAUGAAGGAAAGGGGGUGAGAAAGGGAAGCUGUUCAAGAUUUAUCAGCUCCUGAGUAGUGAGAGCCAGAGAGAGAGCACGUCUGGAAUCGCUGCAGAUAGGAAACACAAGGACAGAGACAGGCAGACAGCUCACCGAGGAUGGUAAUUUYGGACUAGGCAUAUUUACGCAUGGCAGUCUACGUUUGGUUGGCAGAGGGUAUUGUUCAGUUGAUGGUGACAUUACACAGGGAACUCUUCAUACAGCAACGGUCUUUAUGGCUGUUUUGUUAUUUUGCGUUUUAUAGCGAAGUUCACUUCAUGUCACCAUGCGGGACAAGAUCAUUUAAACAUUUUGAGCUCUCGUAGGUUCCCUGUGGGGAUCAAAGUAGACUAGAAUCGUAUUGUGUAUCAUUUGACCGAAUAAAUAAUCAUUAUCUAUCAUCACCUCAAACUCUUUGACAAGGAAAGGAAAGACUGAAAUAAAUCCCCCAAAGUCGAUCACCCUCACUUUGUGUCAGAGUGGAAGCCGAGUCCCGACCUGUUCAUGCUGGCCCGGCCUCUUAUGGAGAUGGCUCAAAUACUAGAGAAGAGGGAAGGGACCGGGGACGUACAGGUGCUGGAGUUGAAUGCUGCCAUUUAUGAGGAGAUGAUGUUACACAGUGACAUCGAUGCUCUCAUCCUCUUGCAUGCCAUUAGGACUGGGCGGGAGCAGAGAAAUCUCCAGAGCCAAUCAGAGAAGCCAUCUGUCCAGUCAGAGUAUCUCGCCAUCCAAUCACAGAGAACCAUUAUAUCACCUCAGAGGCUCUACGUCCAACCUGAGAAGCCUGUUGUCCAGAUUGAUAACCGAACCGUACUAUUGAAGAGUCCGACUGCCCGGAGUUGGAACUCAUCUGGCCAAUCAGAGAAGUCCCCUAUAUUGCGGCAGAGUGUCUCUGUCCAAUCACAACACAGCUCGGGGAAGGAGGAGAGGUUUUCCRAUGAAACCAAGCCCCUGAUUGGUGCUUCACUAAAGCGUCCUGUGUCAGCGUUACCAUGGCAGCAUGACCCCUCUCUUUCCCCGACCCCUGAUUAUGGCACAGAUGGAGGUCAGACAUCACUGGGUGGUUCUGAGGGGGCGGCACUACAGGGGGUUCCAUCGAAGGUGAUUCGCUGUGAGCCGGUGUUCAAGGUGAUUCUGUCUAUGACUGACGGUCCCCUGCUGCUGGAGAGGAARUCCUUCAGCCUGGAAACCUCCCUUUCACACUCCUUACCCCUUCACUCCCCACCAUAGAUGCCUCCACCGCAGCCACUAUCCCACACCCAUUCACCAUCUGUCAGAUCAACUGACAGAAUGUACCAAACAGCAGAAAGAUCAACUGACAGAAUGUACCAAACAGGAGAAAGAUCACUGACAGAAUGUACCAAACAGCAGAAAGAUCAACUGACAGAAUGUACCAAACAGGAGA